Nicotiana tabacum (common tobacco) is the source of this 1124-nucleotide messenger RNA. Its product is annotated as 1-(5-phosphoribosyl)-5-[(5-phosphoribosylamino)methylideneamino] imidazole-4-carboxamide isomerase HISN3, chloroplastic-like. Gene Ontology annotation, biological process: L-histidine biosynthetic process; L-tryptophan biosynthetic process. The record is from RefSeq and is a predicted model, not a curated record. Gene Ontology annotation, cellular component: cytoplasm. NCBI's taxonomy places the organism in Eukaryota, Viridiplantae, Streptophyta, Magnoliopsida, Solanales, Solanaceae. Gene Ontology annotation, molecular function: 1-(5-phosphoribosyl)-5-[(5-phosphoribosylamino)methylideneamino]imidazole-4-carboxamide isomerase activity.
UUCACACUGCAGACGCAUUUGGUUGAAGCUAAGUCGAAUUUCACAAUGCAAAGUCUCCAAGCAACUUCAGCCUCAUCACUACAAAACUUAUUUUGGGGGAAGAAUCUCAGCUUUGCACCGUAUACUCUUAACAGAAUGCAAGAUUUCAAACCUGCUAUGACAUUGCCUCCAUCUGGACCGCAGAGGUUAUCCAUAAAAUGUGGGGUUCGGUUCCGCCCUUGCAUUGAUAUACACAAGGGAAAAGUGAAGCAAAUUGUUGGAUCCACUCUUCGAGAUUCUAAGGAGGCAGAUACAAGCCUGGUAACUAACUUUGAAUCUGAUAAAUCAGCUGCAGAAUAUGCAAAGCUUUACAGAGACGACGACCUUGUAGGUGGCCAUGUAAUUAUGCUUGGUGCUGAUACCUUGAGCAUAUCAGCUGCAAUUGAAGCGUUACAUGCUUACCCUGGUGGGUUGCAAGUUGGAGGAGGAAUCAGAACUGAAAAUGCUUUGAGUUAUAUUGAAGAAGGAGCCAGCCAUGUCAUUGUCACCUCGUUUGUCUUUAACAAUGGGCAAAUGGACCUUGAGAGACUUAAGGAACUUGCUUCUCUCGUUGGGAGAAAUAGGCUUGUUCUGGAUCUUAGUUGCCGUAAAAAGGAGGGCGAAUAUGUAAUUGUCACAGACAAAUGGCAGAAGUUUACUGAUGUACGUCUCAAUGAGGAAGUCCUGAAUUUUCUUGCAGACUAUUCUGAUGAAUUUCUGGUUCAUGGAGUUGAUGUUGAAGGCAAAAAGUUGGGAAUAGAUGAGGAGCUCGUGGCAUUGCUUGGAAAGUAUUCCCCUAUUCCUGUAACAUAUGCCGGUGGUGUCACUGUGAUGGCUGAUCUGGAGAAGAUCAAACUUGCAGGGAUGGGGCGUGUGGAUGUAACUGUGGGCAGUGCUUUGGAUAUUUUUGGAGGUAACUUGGCAUACAAAGACGUCGUGGCUUGGCAUGCUCUGCAGGAUCCCUUGGCUGUCUAAUCUUAACUUCCAAUUGUUUGUUCAGUCGGAUUAGAGGUGAUAUCAUUACGAGGGAGUAAUUCAGAUUAUACGUUUUUCUAUAUCGUGGGAUAUUACAUGAAUUUUGAACUCGAAUUUGUUUUGCCCAGAAA